Messenger RNA from Cottoperca gobio, 4698 nucleotides. RefSeq names its product solute carrier family 38 member 3b (gene slc38a3b). Gene Ontology annotation, biological process: asparagine transport; amino acid transmembrane transport; L-glutamine transport. Gene Ontology annotation, cellular component: plasma membrane. The transcript has 17 exons. The record is from RefSeq and is a predicted model, not a curated record. Bases 375 to 1916 code for a protein of 513 amino acids. NCBI's taxonomy places the organism in Eukaryota, Metazoa, Chordata, Actinopteri, Perciformes, Bovichtidae. Gene Ontology annotation, molecular function: L-histidine transmembrane transporter activity; L-glutamine transmembrane transporter activity; L-asparagine transmembrane transporter activity.
AAACCGACAGCGAACAGCACAGCUAUAGGGGGAUUUACAAAGAAGGCGGACCUAAUGCGACCCCCUCAAGUUGAGCUUCCGAGGGUUUUACAAUGCCGACCAUUUCUUAAAGCGCAUUUUGUAGCCUCUGACUUAAAGAGCGACGAUCCAAACGUGCGUUAAAAAACCCACGAAUGUAGAUACUACCACCUUCACUGAGAAGAAGAAAGACAAAAAAAAGACGCAAAGAGAAAGAGACUUUGUCCAUCCCAUUUAUUCUCACUCAUCACAGGAAUUAACUUCAAGGCUUCGUGACAAGAACAUUUGAUAUUCAAGAUAUUGAGUCAACAUCUUCAUUGUACACGUACUGUAUACAAUCUGUUACAACUUGGAAGAUGGAACCUUCUCAGUCAGAGAUGAACAUCUUAUCCAAUGGGAAAAGUCACGACCUCGGAUGUGACGUGGGUGUGCCAAUGAAGACGAUGCUAGAAGAGGAUCUCAAUGGCACUCAAACAGUCAGAUUUGAUGAUCCGGAUGGAGCGCUGGAGAAUCAGGAAUUUUUGCCCAGUGCAGAUGGAAAGAAACCUCCACACUUCACAGAUUUUGAAGGAAAGACCUCUUUUGGCAUGUCUGUCUUCAACCUGGGUAAUGCUAUUAUGGGCAGUGGAAUCUUGGGAUUGGCGUAUGCCAUGGCCAACACUGGCAUACUCCUUUUCUUGUUUCUUCUGACUGCAGUAGCAGCUUUGUCAACUUACUCCAUUCAUUUGCUGCUCAAAUCCUCUGGCAUUGUGGGAAUUCGAGCUUAUGAAGAGCUGGGGUACAGGGCCUUUGGCACUCCUGGAAAAAUGGCCGCUGGUAUAGCAAUCACCCUGCAGAAUAUUGGAGCUAUGUCCAGCUACCUGUACAUUGUGAAGUCUGAGUUACCGCUGGUCAUCCAAACUUUCCUGAAGGCAGAUCCCAACUCCGAUCUGUGGUACUUGAAUGGAAACUACCUGGUCAUCAUGGUCUCUGCCAGUAUCAUCUUGCCCCUGGCUUUAAUGAAACAGCUUGGUUACCUCGGCUACACCAGUGGAUUUUCUCUCAGCUGUAUGGUGUUUUUUCUCUCUGCUGUUAUCUAUAAGAAGUUUCAGCUUCCCUGCCCAUUCGAUGACUUCUCAGCCAACAGUACUGCUGGACACCUGAAUGUCUCAAGCUACGUCCACGAGUACAACAAUGGUCUGGUUCACGAGGACGAUGACUCCCAUUGCUCUCCACGCAUGAUCAACAUUAACUCACAGACGGCAUACACCAUUCCCAUCUUGGCUUUCGCCUUUGUUUGCCACCCUGAGGUCCUCCCCAUCUACACCGAGCUCAGCAAUCCAACGCAGAAGAGGAUGCAGAAGGUGUCCAACAUCUCCAUCUUCGUCAUGUACAGCAUGUACUUUCUGGCAGCUCUCUUUGGCUACCUGACCUUCUAUGACAAGGUGGAGCCUGAACUGCUGCACACUUACAACCGGAUUGAUCCUUACGACACUUUGAUCCUGUGUGUGAGGGUGGCCGUCCUCACAGCUGUGACGCUGACAGUCCCUAUCGUGUUGUUCCCUGUACGUAGAGCCAUCCAGCACAUGUUAUUCCCCACCAAGUCUUUCAACUGGUUGCGUCACACUGCCAUUGCUCUCGUUCUGCUCACCCUAAUCAACUUGCUGGUGAUAUUUGCUCCCAACAUUCUGGGCAUCUUUGGCAUCAUUGGUGCCACGUCGGCUCCCUGUCUCAUUUUCAUCUUCCCUGCUGUCUUUUACAUCCGCAUCGUUCCCAAAGAAGAUGAGCCCAUGAACUCUGUUCCUAAAAUAGUGGCUGUCUGUUUUGCUGCUUUGGGUAUUGUCUUCAUGGUAAUGAGUCUGAGCUUCAUACUCAUCGACUGGACAACAGGGGGCGGCCUUGCAGCAGGAGGCCACUAGAUGCUGCUUCUGUGUAUGUGAGCUCUGGAAAGGUGGAAAAUAUCUGGUCCAUGUAAAGGGAGCUCUGUCACCUCAGUGAGAACACACUAACAGUUUGUUGGUUGGAAUCACAACUGCUCGAGUUAAAUUAACUUUUUGACUGUAACUUAACACACAUGUGAACAAAAUCCUUGCAUAAUGACGUUCUAUAAUUCAAUUUAACAUAGUGCAAUGGUAAUGCAAUUUCUUUGGAUUAAUCAGGACUACACAGGGUCAUUUUUUUUAUUACCAUCUGUUAGUUCGACUAAGUCCAUCCAUGAUGGUGAAACGGUCCUUUCCUGGUACUUCCUCUUUAUUUACACACAAAGAACUGCAGCUGGUACUGUAUUGAAAGAAGGCAUGAUGUCUGUUAGGCUGAAGACGGGAAGGCAUCAAGAUAUGCAUGAGAAAUAACUCAUAAGUUAUUUUUUUACAAAGAUAUGAAUUAUUUUCCACGAGACACACACAAAGAGAAUAGUCAAUGAUCUCAUCCUGAACCAGCUGCACUCUGAACUGUCCAUCACUAUGUUAUAUAAAACAAAACAAAAUAGUGCUUUAAGGCUUUAGAGUGCAGGUGACAUUUCAUUUCACGACCUGUCGAGUUGUUAUGUAGUGUGUCCUGCAAAGCUUUUGGUUUUGAACUCCUUUCAGAAACUCUGGUGCCUUUUAAGCCUUUGGAACGGCACACAAACACACAGCAAACACAGGAGUGUAUAUUUAUUUAGCUACUAUAUCUUUGUUUUUAAUUUCAAAUGAACUAUAUUUAACUACUGUAUAUGAUAAAUACAAUAAUCCAAAUAUAUCAUGUAUGAUAUCAGUUUUUCUGUUUUAGCUGACAGUAUAUAAAUGAUGAAAGGAGUUACGACCGAAGAUAUUUUUAAUGUUUGAUAAAAUACAAAGAAUUUCAUACCUCCCUAUAUAGAACUUUUAGUUCAAAUGCCAAACUGUGACCUUAAAUAUAAACCAAGUACAGCUCAAGUUUGAUCUCAACAGUUAAUUAAUCGCUUAAAUUCUCCUUACGCCCUUUAAAUUUCUCUGAAUGAUAGUAUCACAGAUUCUGUAUCUGCACGUUCAAACUGUUUUAUGAUGCCCACAUCCAGUGAAAAUCCAAACUUGAAUGAAAGGAAUAGUUUGGGGAAAUUCCCUUCACUCAUUCACGUUCUUGCAGAGAGUUAGAUGAGAAGAGAGGGGCGGGGGGGGGGACAGCUAGCCUGGCUCUGUCCUAAGGCUAAAAGCCUACCAGCACAUCUAAAGCUCACUAAAUAACACUUAAUAUCAGGAAGUUAAUUACCUCUAGUGAAAUAUCCAGCCAUGCAGAAUUUAACCAUGCAGGUUUUAAGAUAAGAACAUGAAUGUGGACACCAAAGAAAUGUAGACUACAUAUCAGAAUCAGCAUUGUUGUCAUUUCAAUGUAGUCUGAGAACAAUGUCACUGAGGGUCAAACAUUCUUUUUUUUUUUUAUAUAUAUCAUUUGGGUGAACCCACCUGAAUUUGGUUUGGUUCGAACAAUGCCUGGCCAAGCAACAUGGAUUUGUAAAGAUGAACCCACUGGUGGGUCUGGCAGAGUUUAACAAGUUAAUUUGUAUUAAUUUAAAGAUGUGUUAUGCUUUUGUGAUUCUGUCGUAACGUCUUUGCUGUACUGGUUUGUAGUAUUUUGAUCUGCUUUCACCCUUGUUGACUAUUUAGACUUGAGGUUAAUGUUGUGCAUGUUGUUAUGUCCAGUCCGUCCUGUAGUUGGUUUUAGUGAACACAGACAUUUUCUUUCUGACACUGUAAUGCAUAGAUGUUAUUGUAAUACUGUACAUUUAGCAUCUUAAAUUCAAGUGCAUUGAAGUCCCAUCCUGUGCUAUGUUAUAUUAGUAUUAUGAAGCCCUUUUUAAAAGAUGCUACAUAGAACAAUGUUUCAAACAUUACUGUUGUGAUGUUCUGUCAGUGUUGACACUUUAAUUGUGAGCUUAAUUUAGGGAUGUGGAUGAAUACUUUCAGUAAUUCUUCAGGUGAACUUUGAAUCUCACAAAAGCACAACAAUCUGCAUAUCAAUUUUACAGAUUACAGGAGCAUUUCAUUACAAACUACACAUGAAGGUUUAAACCUGGAAAAAUAACUCACAAAAUGUUUUAACAAAUUUUUGCUGCUCAUACCCAAAGAUGAUCUUAUAUUGUAUCAUAACUCUAAGGCUUCAGAGAAAUUCCUCCGUGAAUAAUCACUUCUCUCCUUUUUAUUUAUAUAUUAAUGACUAUUUGUUUAGCCAUUUUUAUUUUUGCAGAUAAAUUAUUAACAACAGCCGAGGAAAUAUGCACGUAUCAACCUCCGUCCCUUGCUUUUCCACGAGUAUUUGCAGUGGUUGUUGUGGGGUAAAUGAAGGUUUAGUUAGGUCAUGUUUAGUGAACAGAGUUUUCUUCACUUUAAGUGUUCAUGCCAAAAUAACAACUGACUACCUACUGCUUUGAAAUGCCUUUAACUUUUAAACAGGUACCACAGUUUUAAUACCACACGCAGUAUAUCAAAUAUGCAUUUUUCAUGUACCUAAAAAAAUCUGUGAUAUUUUAUUAUCGCUGUUGUUCAAGACAUAGAUCUAUGGAAACGACACGACUAUAAAAUAAUUAUAAGGUAUAUGAAUUUUGUUGAAUAAGACGUGGCUUUAUAUAAAUAAUGUAUAUAAAUGUAAACCUUUUAUAUUGUGAUGCAUAUUUACAGUAGCUUGUAAAGUGUAAAUAGCAGGGACAGUUUUAGUUUGGCAAUAAAAUAAUUGUAGAUGUUUUUA